Molecule: messenger RNA, 3804 nt
Organism: Serinus canaria (Common canary)
Lineage: Eukaryota; Metazoa; Chordata; Aves; Passeriformes; Fringillidae
Gene: NPR2
Product: natriuretic peptide receptor 2
Exons: 22
Coding region: 1-3183 (1060 amino acids)
Biological process (GO): protein phosphorylation; cGMP biosynthetic process; receptor guanylyl cyclase signaling pathway
Cellular component (GO): membrane
Molecular function (GO): peptide hormone binding; guanylate cyclase activity; protein kinase activity
Source: RefSeq, a predicted model, not a curated record
AUGGCUCCGCCGCUGCCGCUGCCGCUGCUGGCGCUGCUACUACUGCCGGUACCGACGGGCGCGGGGCGGCGGGCGGCGACCCCCGACGGGGCGCCCGCCAACUUGACGGUGGCGGUGGUGCUGCCGGAGCGCAACGUGAGCUACGCGUGGGCUUGGCCACGCGUGGGUCCGGCGCUCAGCCUGGCGCUGGAAGCGCUGGAGCGGGGCGAGCCGCCGCUGCUGCCGCGGCCCUUCUCGGUGCGCGUCGAGUUCAUGAGCUCGGAGCUGGAGGGCGCCUGCUCCGAGUACGUGGCACCGCUUAACGCCGUGGACCUGAAGCUCUACCACGACCCCGACGUGCUGUUCGGGCCGGGCUGCGUAUAUCCCGCCGCUUCCGUGGGGCGCUUCGCCUCUCACUGGCGGCUGCCCCUCAUCACCGGCGGGGCGGUGGCCGCGGGUUUCAGCCGCAAACGGGAGCACUACAGCACGACGGUGCGCACCGGGCCCUCGGCACCCAAAUUGGGCGCCUUCGUCUCCCACCUCCACGCGCACUUCAACUGGAGCGCCCGCGCCGUGCUCCUCUACGUGGACCGCAAGACCGACGACCGACCCUAUUACUUCACCGUCGAGGGUGUCUACCAGGAGCUGCAGGAUGGCAACAACCUCACCGUCACCGUCCACAUCUACUCCCCCGAGGAGGGCGGCCCCGACACCGCCGUCCACUUCAUCAAAGCCAACGGGCGCGUGGUGUAUCUCUGUGGGCCACCAGAGAUGCUGCGGCAGAUCAUGCAGCUGGCACAACAGGAGAACCUCACCAAUGGCGACUACGUCUUCUUCUACCUGGAUGUCUUCGGGGAGAGCCUGCGGGGUGACUCUGCCCGUGACCCCUUCAAGCCCUGGCAGGAGAGCCCAGGCGAGGACUCAGGACUGCGUGAGGCUUUUCAGAUGGUGCUGGUGAUCACCUACUAUGAGCCCCAAAACCCUGAGUACCAGCAUUUCCAAACCCAGCUCAUUCUGCGAGCCAAGCAGAAAUUUGGGGUGCAGCUCAACUACUCCCUGAUGAACCUGGUGGCGGGGUGUUUCUAUGAUGGGAUGCUGCUGUACGCCAUGGUGCUGAAUGAGACUCUGCGUGAGGGCGGCUCCAAGAAAAACGCCACCCACAUCAUCGAGAAGAUGCGGGACCGCAAGUUCCAGGGUGUCACAGGGCUUGUGAGCAUGGACAGCAACAAUGACCGGGACACUGACUUCAAUCUAUGGGCCAUGAGCGACCCCAAGACUGGGCAGUAUGAGGUGGUGGGACACUACUCGGGUGUGGAGAAGCAAAUCCACUGGCUGGGACGACCCAUCCCCUGGGUGAAGGGGGCUCCCCCCUUGGACAACCCUCCCUGUGUCUUUGAUGUGGAUGAUCCCUCCUGUGAUAAAACCCCCCUCUCUAUGCUGGCCAUCGUGGCUUUGGGCACUGGCCUCACCUUUGUCAUGUUUGGCAUCUCCAGCUUCCUCAUCUUCAGGAAGCUGAUGCUGGAGAAGGAGCUUGCCAGCAUGCUCUGGAGGAUCCGCUGGGAUGAGCUGCAGUUUGGAAGUCCCGAGCGGUACCACAAGGCAGCGGGCAGCCGGCUCACCUUGUCCCUGCGUGGCUCCAGCUAUGGUUCCCUGAUGACCACCCAUGGCAAGUACCAGAUCUUCGCCAACACCGGCCACUUCAAGGGCAAUGUCGUGGCCAUUAAGCACAUCAACAAGAAGCGCAUCGAGUUGACGCGGCAGGUGCUCUUUGAGCUAAAGCAUAUGAGAGACAUCCAGUUCAACCACCUGACCCGCUUCAUCGGGGCGUGCAUCGACCCCCCCAACAUCUGCAUCAUCACCGAGUACUGCCCACGGGGCAGUUUGCAGGAUGUCCUGGAGAACGAGAGCAUCAACCUGGACUGGAUGUUUCGCUACUCCCUCAUCAAUGACAUUGUCAAGGGAAUGGCCUUCCUGCACAACAGCAUCAUUGGCCAUCAUGGCAGCCUCAAGUCAUCCAACUGCGUGGUGGACAGCCGCUUUGUGCUGAAGAUCACUGACUAUGGUCUGGCCAGCUUCCGCUCACCCAGCGACAAUGAGGACACACAUGCACUCUAUGCCAAGAAGCUGUGGACAGCCCCAGAGCUGCUGCAGAAGGGACACCUGCCCACCCCAGGCAUGCAGAAAGCUGACGUCUACAGCUUCGGCAUCAUCGUGCAGGAGGUUGCUUUGCGCAAUGGCCCCUUCUACAUUGAGGGCAUGGACCUGAGCCCUAAAGAGAUUGUGCAGAAGGUGCGUAACAGCCAGAAGCCCUUCUUCCGCCCCUCCAUCGACAUCGGGGUGCACAGCGAGGAGCUGGCAGUGCUGAUGGAACGCUGUUGGGCACAGGAGCCGGCCGAACGCCCUGACUUCAGUCAGAUCAAGAUCUUCAUCCGGAGAUUCAACAAGGAGGGAAGCACCAGCAUCCUGGACAACCUGCUGUCACGCAUGGAACAGUAUGCCAACAACCUGGAGAAGCUGGUGGAAGAGAGGACACAGGCCUACCUGGAGGAGAAGCGCAAGGCAGAGAACCUCCUCUACCAGAUUUUGCCCCAUUCUGUGGCAGAGCAGCUGAAGCGUGGAGAGACAGUGCGGGCUGAGGCUUUCGACAGUGUCACCAUCUACUUCAGUGACAUUGUGGGCUUCACUGCCCUCUCAGCAGAGAGCACUCCCAUGCAGGUCGUGAUGCUGCUGAAUGAUCUCUACACUUGCUUUGAUGCCAUUAUCGACAAUUUUGACGUCUACAAGGUGGAGACCAUUGGGGAUGCCUACAUGGUGGUCUCGGGGCUGCCGGUGCGCAAUGGGAAGCUGCAUGCCCGUGAGAUUGUCCGUAUGGCCCUGGCCCUGCUCGAGGCUGUCAAAACCUUCAAGAUCCGUCACCGUCCUAACGACCAGCUCCACCUGCGCAUCGGCAUACACACCGGUCCCGUGUGCGCCGGAGUGGUGGGUCUGAAGAUGCCACGGUACUGCCUCUUCGGGGACACAGUGAACACCGCAUCCCGCAUGGAAUCCAACGGCCAGGCCCUGAAGAUCCAUGUCUCAUCUGCCACCAAAGAAGUCCUUGAUGAGUUCGGCUGCUUUGAGCUGGAGCUGCGUGGCGAUGUAGAAAUGAAGGGCAAGGGAAAGAUGCGGACAUACUGGCUGCUAGGCGAGAGGAAAGACCCCUAAGUCAUUUGAGCCCAGUGGCUGUGGCAGAGGCCCCUGCUCAAAGAGGCCACCAGUGCUUUCCGGUGCCCCAGGAUGCACCGGCACCCCCCCAUCACUGCAUCCACCUGACUCUGCAGCCCCCCUGCUUCAGCAGGGCCUGGGCAAGGUGGGGCAGCGGCCAGAGCACCGUCUGCUCCCCUCCAUCAGCACCAGCAAAGCCCACCUUCCCCACAGCCUCUGCUGGAGUGGGGUAACCACCCCCAUCCAGCCCAAGAGCCCUUGUAUUCCCCCCAGUCACCGAGGUCUGUCACCCCUGCCCUCUCCCCUGUGGCUCAGCUGGCUCUGAGCUUCUCCGGGGCCUGGCUGCCCCGCAGGGCACUUUGCCGUCUCUUUUCAGUACCUGGCCCCCAGCAGAAGUUGUGCCCAUGUCAACCUCUCCCUGGGGUGGGGGGAAAUGGGGAUUCCUGCCAAGACUGACUCCUUGGCCAGGUCAGGCUUCAAUGCCGCAGCUCCCCCCCUCCCCAGUCUCCCCUUCCCCUGUAUAUAACCCCACCGGGUCAUGUAAAUACCCAUCCCUCCUCCAGGUGUAAAUAUAGGACUCGCUGCAACAAUUUUGUUGAAAUACAAACUUCCCCAGAUCCA